Messenger RNA from Apis dorsata (giant honeybee), 5003 nucleotides. Its product is annotated as SLIT-ROBO Rho GTPase-activating protein 1-like. The transcript is spliced from 14 exons. Bases 946 to 4569 code for a protein of 1207 amino acids. The record is from RefSeq and is a predicted model, not a curated record. Gene Ontology annotation, molecular function: protein binding. NCBI's taxonomy places the organism in Eukaryota, Metazoa, Arthropoda, Insecta, Hymenoptera, Apidae. Gene Ontology annotation, biological process: negative regulation of cell migration; signal transduction. Gene Ontology annotation, cellular component: cytoplasm.
UUAGGGCAUUACGAUAACUUGAAUCCAUGCCGAUUAAUCGAAUCGUGAAUCGAGUUGAUUCUACAAUUGACAAAAAAAAAUUAAACUGUUCCGGUAAUGGUGAUACAUCACCGAAGGAACUUUCUACGAAGAAGUGCGAGGAUCUUAUCUAUAGAAAUAAUCUUAGAAAUUUUAUGCGUUUGAUCGAAUCAAGUUUCGCUCCAGAUAACCGCUGAACGAUAAUAUUAAUCGAUAAUCAACGAAAAACUCGACUUUACUCGAUAAUUUGUACACAUUUUAGGAAUAUUUUUAAAAAAGAACAGAGGCAAAAGGUGGCCCAUUGAAAGAACUUGCCAACUAUAACGGAUCUCGUGUCUUUUUUCAUCCUGUUUCCCAUCUUUCUUCGUCACUCUUGUUACUCUCCCUCUAUCCUUUUUACUCUGUCCCUCCUUCUUCCUUUCUCUCUCUCUCUCUCUCUCUCGCGCGCGCUCUUGCUCUUGCUCGUUACAGCCGAUCAACGCGAAUCGAGACCUACGCAUAGUCCAGCAAUAUGUUCCAGUGCAUUAUUCAGCAGAGGAACGGAUGGAUUCAUCCUUAUAAUCCCGACACUAAGGACGUUCUUCCAGAUGCAAGUUCGCCAUUCGAAGCCAAGGAAUGUCAAAGAUCCCAGCGAGCGGUUCAUAUGCGAGCAGCGUGUUUCAAGAGUUACCAAGAAUUGUAAUCGAAUUAUGGUUAGCUCAUUGAUUGCAGUUAUUCAAUAAUAAUUUGAGAAAAAAAUACGUGUGUAUUCGUGAUUUGAUAAAAAUACGAAUUUAUUUCACGCGCGCGCACGUGUGUAUAUAAUAUAAACACAAGAAAACGAAAAAAGGACGCGAUAAAAACGGACAAAAGGAAUAGUGAUUUGUGAACACGAGGAAUAAUCGACGGUGGACCAGAGAGAGUGGUGGACAGUUGGAACGGGGAAAAAUGUUCAAGCUAGCUGGACGACAGGAAUGGGAGGCUUUGACGAAAGACAUACGAUUGCAGCUGAACGAACAGCUGAGAUGUCUCGACAUCCGGAUGGAGGCCCAAGUCGCCAUCGUGGCGGAGCUUCAGGAUUUUUUUCGAAAGAGAGCCGAGCUCGAGCUCGAUUACAGCAAGUCUCUCGACAAGUUGGCCAGAAGCAUACAGCUCAGACACAAGGAGCAAAAGCAAAAGCGAGAACAGUGGCCCCUAUUCUCAAGCUAUGCUUGCUGGCAGCAACUCAUCAACGAGACUAAAUCCUUAAGCAGAGAUCAUGCAGCUUUGUCAGAAGUAUAUAGCACACACCUUGUUGGUCGUCUUAAUCAAGUGAUGGAAGAUGUUCAACGGAUAUACAAACGUUGCCGUGAAAUAGGUUAUGAGACGCACGAGGAAAUUCUUCGAGUAUUGGAUGAACUGCAUACCACGAUGAAAACGUAUCAGACAUACCAGACCGGGUCACGGCAAGCGGAAACGAAGCUUCGCGUCGCGGAACAGCAGCGUAGCAAGCUCGAGGUAGCAAAUGCUCCUCCAGAGAAACUCGCGCGCAGCAAAAAAUAUAAACUCAUGGAAAAGGAAGUGAACAAGAGGAAAGUUAAAUAUCAAGAGGCGAAGCUGAAAGCGUUGAAAGCAAGAAACGAGUACAUUUUAUGUCUUGAAGCAUCCAAUACGACAAUACAUAAGUAUUUCGUGGAUGAUCUUUCGGAUCUUAUCGAUUGUAUGGAUUUCGGUUUUCACAAUUGUAUCGCCAGAGCUUUGCUGAUGCAUUGUAGCGCAGAGGAAGGUAGACAACGUUCACUACAAUCUGGUGCUGAACAAUUGGCUGCUUGUGUUGGUGCUCUAGACUCGAGGGCGGAUAAACAAAGAUUUCUGGAAUCUCAUCAUGCUGCUUUCAUGAUUCCUAAGAAGUUCGAAUUUCAAGGACAACGAGGGGAUGAGGUACUCGAAACUCCCGAACCGGAACUUCAAAAAUUGUUGCAUGCUGAGAUGGAACAACGAUUGGCUCAAUUACAACAAAGAUUAACUUCCUUGAGAACAGAAUCUGAAGAAGUUUGGAAAACAUUGGAAACAGCAGAAGCUAGUCUAUUGGAAAUGUUAACUGCAAAAGACUACGAUUGUUCAAGAUAUUUUGGAGAGAACGCUGUUCCCACUUCCAGACCACCGGAAACCGUGCAAAUCAAACUUAGAGCCGACAGACAGGAAACUGAAGAAUUCUACCUCACGAAAUUCAGGGAAUAUCUUCUUGGAACCUCAAGAAUAGCUAGGUUAGAUGCAAAGCAAGAAUACAUUCGGCAGAGCCUAUUGGAUGGUUCUACUGCUAGCCCAAAUCCAUCAAUAUCAACAACGAAACAAAAACAAGCUCGAAGAAAACGAAUUGGUAGAUUGCAAAUGAAUGGUCAACCAAAAUUAUUUGGUGGCUCAUUAGAAGAAUAUUUAGAAAGCACGAAUCAAGAAAUACCUUUAAUCAUGAAAAGCUGUAUCAGAGUGAUCAAUCUGUAUGGUCUUCAUCAUCAAGGUAUUUUUCGAGUCUCUGGCUCCCAGGUAGAAAUUAAUAAUUUCCGAGAAUGGUUUGAGAGAGGAGAAGAUCCAUUGGCUGAUGUCACAGAUGCAUCAGAUAUAAACAGUGUUGCUGGUGUAUUGAAGCUCUAUUUGAGAGAAUUGAGAGAACCAUUGUUUCCUAUUAUUUAUUUUGAACAUUUAAUGGAACUAGCGCAAUUAGAAUCAAAGCAAGAAUUCGUUAACAAGAUGAAAGAAUUGAUUUCCAGUCUUCCAAGACCAGUUGUCAUAGUAAUGCGAUACCUAUUUGCUUUUCUCAAUCAUCUUUCAGAAUUUUCGGAUGAAAAUAUGAUGGAUCCAUAUAAUUUGGCAAUUUGUUUUGGUCCCACAUUAGUACCUGUUCCAGAAGAUAAGGAUCAAGUACAAUAUCAAAAUCAAGUAAAUGAACUUAUCAAGAAUAUUAUCACAUUCUGCGAAGAAAUAUUUCCAGAAGACAUUGGAGGUACUCAAUAUGAAAAAUACAUCAGUAGAGAACCUGAUGACGUAGAUGUAGGAGACUCGCCGACAGAUCAAGCCCAGGAAGAUAUGGAUUCUGAAGUGUAUCCAUCCGAGGAUGAAUCAGAAAACCUUGAAGCCACAGCGCAAUUCGAUUUCAAUGCAAGAUCCGAAAGAGAGUUAAGCUUCAAAAAGGGAGAUACCUUGACUCUAUACACACAAGUCAGUAAUGACUGGUGGCGAGGUGCCUUGGCCGGUAGAGAGGGGCUUAUUCCCGAUAAAUAUAUAAUGAUCAAAAUAAAGGACGAAGAACGUGAAAAAGAACUCCUGAAAUCAUCCAGCGAAGAAUCAAUGCGAAGAAGGACUUCUAGCUCUGCCGACAGUGUUCUUUCAAGUAACAAUUCACCACUGAUGGGACCAUCUGGAAAUCCAAAUACUUGGCCUCCUGGUACUACAUCUGAUAUGCAAUCUACCACGAUUGCAACAGAAAAUAGCAGUAACAGCGGUGUUAUCCCAGCAGUCGUGACAAAUGUCCCUUGCAUCUCGUCAACACAACCAAUCAUCAGUCGAGAGGAAUGCGCAUCUCGAAUGGCAAAAGUAUCAACACCUGAAAAAGAAAAACAUAUCUUCGUUACCGAUCAUCGUACAGAUCCUAUGUCAGUAAUUAUCACUAAUAACACGGAGAAUGAGAAGAUAUUAGAAUUUAGUGAAUCGUCACAACAACAACGUAACGAAGAUAGCGAAGAAACAGAACGUAUUUCUUUGAUGAGCUUGGAUAGUGGAACAAAGCGUGGAACAAGCAGGAAACAACAUUGGAAAUCUCAGAGUAUGGGCGAUACUGUACAACAAACAACGAAUUCUGUCCAAACUAGCAACAUUAUCUCUCAAGAGGAGGAACCGCAGGAACAACCGACGUUUUCAGCAAAUCGAGAACUUUGGCAGAGACGAGCAACAUCGCAGACACAAUUGAAUCCACCUGCACCUCCAAAUCAUAAAAUUUUUCGCACUUCUCAAGAAUUCCGUGAAAUGCGUCAAAAACAUACACCAGAUCUUGUGAUGGAUCUGCCGUUAUCUGCACAAGAUGCAAGCAAAAAAUCAGCUUCAUCAAGCAGUCUAAGCAGUUCUGAUGAAGAAACUCCCACACAGCCAUCUCGUACCGAAGCAGCCACAUCGCCAACAGGGGGACCCGAAUCUCCUGAUAUGAGUACAGCCGCAGAAAGAUUUGCCAAACAAAAUCAAUGCACUUUAAAAAAGAAUACUAAGUCCAAUCCAGAUGCAUCAAAAUUGAAACGUAUAGAAACCGAGCAUGAUCCCGAACAAGAAUCCGAAGAAAUCGUUAGGUCGACUAGUUCUAAUCAGAUUUCAGAUUCGAUGUCCUUAAGAUCACCCCUUCCACCACGUUCAACGCCUAAGAUAGCGGCAAAAUUUGCAGAUAUGCACUUAACAGGUGGUAGUCAGGUAUCUUCGUUCAAGCCACAAAUAAAAGUGAAGCCAACGAUCCUUAGAAAACCAGUGUUACCGUUCCCACAUCCUCAUAUGAGUCCCGAGCUCGCAAGGAAAAUUGAAAAGCAAGCGCAAAGCACUGAACAAACCAAUUAAUUGCUAUUCAGGGUAUCAUAAAGAACAAGAGAGUUUUUAGCAGCGAAGAAAUAUUUAUUUUUUACGAUCCAUGCGUGUUUGAGUAAGAUUUCCAGACGCAUAGAUUUGCCACUGACUUUCCAUUGACCAGUUACUCCGCCCAAAUCGUAAGGAUACGAAGUGUGUUAGUUACUGUACCCAAAAAUAAAGGAAAGCCGAACAGCAUCACUCCUUAAUAUGAAACGAAACAUACGAAUUUAGUUGCAUAUGAAAGGUUUGAUGCUAUUCUCGGGCCGAGUUUAUUUUUUCUACGACUAUUUUCCAUUUUCGCAUAAUUUUUUUACCAAAUGACCCGCGAAACGAUGUUUCUAGUCAUCGAACGACGAUUGAAAAACGAUGCGAGAAAUGUAUGAGCGAGAAAAUACAUCGAAAAAACAUUUAAAAAAAAAAAAAAA